CUUUUCCUUAAUGCUUUAAUCCCCUAUCCCUAUUACUUUUCUUUUUAGCGAAUUUUCCUUCUACAUUUUACUCUCUCAGAAUGUCGGACGACGAUGAUUUCAUGCAAGAUUCUGGUGACGAGGAAUAUGACUUUGAAUACGAAGAUGAAGACGAGGACGAUUCGGGCGAUGUCGGGAUCGAGAACAAAUACUACAACGCGAAACAAGUGAAGAUAGACAACCCAGAGGAGGCGAUCGACGAGUUCCUAGGAGUGCCGGCACUGGAGCAAGAUAAAGGCGACUGGGGAUUCAAGGGGCUGAAGCAAGCCAUCAAGUUGGAAUUCAAGCUCGGACGAUACAGUGAUGCGGUCGAACACUACAGGGAACUGCUCACCUACGUCAAGUCGGCCGUCACCCGGAAUUACUCGGAGAAAUCAAUCAACAACAUGCUGGACUACAUUGAGAAGGGCUCCGACGACGAAAGGGCAUACCAGUGCAUGGAAGAAUUCUACUCCUUGACGCUGCGAUCGUUCCAGAACACGAACAACGAGCGAUUAUGGUUGAAGACCAACAUCAAAUUAGCCCGACUGUGGCUCGAGCGCAAGGACUAUAGCCAGCUGAGAAAAAAGGUACGGGAGCUGCACCGGGCGUGUCAGCGGGAGGACGGGAGCGACGACCCCAGCAAAGGCACCUACCUCCUCGAACUCUACGCACUGGAGAUCCAGAUGUAUGCCGAGACCAAGAAUAACAAGCGGCUGAAGGCACUCUAUCAAAAGGCUCUACGCGUUAGGUCGGCUGUGCCGCAUCCGAAGAUCAUGGGCAUCAUCCGGGAGUGCGGCGGAAAGAUGCACAUGAGCGAGGAGAACUGGAAGGAGGCGCAGAGCGACUUCUUCGAGUCGUUCCGGAAUUACGACGAGGCGGGCUCCAUGCAGCGCAUCCAGGUGCUCAAGUACCUUGUGCUGACGACGAUGCUCAUGAAAUCGGACAUCAAUCCAUUCGACUCCCAGGAAACGCAACCCUACAAGAACGAUCCGCGCAUCGCUGCCAUGACCGAUCUCGUCGACGCAUAUCAACGGGACGACAUUCGCACCUACGAGGAUAUCCUCAGUAAGAACGCCGACGUGUUGGCCGACCCGUUCAUCGCGGAGAACAUCGACGAAGUCAGCCGGAACAUGCGCGUCCGCGCGGUGCAGAAGCUGACCGCACCGUACAAGCGGUUCACGCUCAAGUUCAUCACGAAGCACAUACGUAUCACCGAGCCGGAGGCUCAGGAUAUUGUGAGCUAUCUCAUUCUGUACGGGAAAAUGAAGGCAAAAAUCGACCAGGAGCACGGCACAGUGGAGGUGGAGGCUGAUUCCCCCGCGUACCUCGAGCGAGUUCGGCAGUUGAAAGAAUGCUAUAUACUGAUGCGCAAGAGCUGGACGCAUUUGUUGAACGAUGGCGAAGGCUUCAAGGAUGAUGGCGGCCAGCUCGUUCUCCAGGGAAUGCGAGUAACCGGAGGCGGGCCUCUGUUCCAGUCGGAUGAUCCGUUGGCUCCAAAUCGUCCUCGCCGUCGAGGGCGGGGUGGAGCAGGAGCCGGCCUGAGGGGGAAUGCUUGAGCUCAGCACCAUAGGUUGGAGGGGCUUCAACAUGCAGGUGUUUCGGAUACUUACAUGUACUGUAUUACACUGCAUAUCCUUAGAAGAAGCGAUCGCGGGCGUGCUGAGGGCGUGCCGAGGGGGUACAGUACAAAGUACGUAGUUUUCCCCAUGAUUGCUGACUUGCUGGCUGUCUUGCCGUCUUGCCGUCUUGCCGUCUUGCCUGCUUGCUAGGUAGCUUACUAGCUUGUUCCCUGCCAGUCUGUUUGGCUGCUCGCUAGUAACUUAGCUAGCUAGGUAGCAUCUACCUAGCACAGUACUCGCCCCGGAUUCUGCGGGUGAUACUUCCACUCCCAUCCCCCCGGUCCCAGGGCCAGUUAAACCCCC
Aspergillus aculeatus ATCC 16872 is the source of this 1943-nucleotide messenger RNA. RefSeq names its product putative COP9 signalosome subunit 2 (CsnB). NCBI's taxonomy places the organism in Eukaryota, Fungi, Ascomycota, Eurotiomycetes, Eurotiales, Aspergillaceae. Gene Ontology annotation, biological process: protein deneddylation. Bases 81 to 1577 code for a protein of 498 amino acids. Gene Ontology annotation, cellular component: COP9 signalosome. The record is from RefSeq and is a predicted model, not a curated record. The transcript is spliced from 4 exons.